AGCUCAUUCCAUUCGCAUUCGUUGACAGUUGGAAGUACGUGCGUGAUGUUUAUGGAUUUUAAAAAACAUGCAAGGCGCGCCGGAUUGCAUCGUAUUCAAAUAAUUAUUAGUAGCUCGACACCGAGCUUAUUGCUUUGCUAAAUAGAUGGACUACUCCAAAGAUAAUAAUGCCGGUCGACAUAAACCGCCUGACAGAAGGCUGGCUGGAGUUGGAGAGCGAUCCAGGUCUUUUCACUCUGCUCCUCGAAGACUUUGGUGUGAAGGGUGUCCAGGUGGAGGAAAUAUAUGACCUACAAAAGUCACUCGAGGGUCCGAUCUACGGUUUCAUAUUUUUAUUCCGUUGGAUUGAAGAGCGCAGAUCACGGCGCAAGGUUGUCGAACAAGAUGAGAGUUUCGUCAAGGACGAAGAUAUAGUCAAUAACAUAUUUUUUGCCCAACAGGUUGUUCCUAACAGCUGUGCGACUCAUGCUCUCCUAUCCGUUUUAUUAAACUGCCCUUCGAUCCAUCUGGGCACAACUUUGUCGCGGCUGAAAAUCCAUACCUCCGGCAUGUGUCCAGAGAACAAGGGAUGGGCGAUUGGCAAUACCCCGGAGCUGGCUUGCGCCCACAACUCCCACGCAAUGCCCCAGGCCAAGAGACGCCAGGACAAAAACACAGGUGUAUCGACUGGCAGAUUCACUGGAGAAGCUUUCCAUUUCGUCAGUUACGUACCGAUCAAUGGCAGGCUCUUCGAGCUAGACGGUCUGAAACCCUAUCCCAUGGACCAUGGUCCUUGGGGAGAGCACGAGGAAUGGACGGAACAAUUUAGGCGUGUGAUUACCGACAGACUGGGAAUGGCGACGGGUGAACAGCUCCAAGAUAUCAGGUUUAACUUGAUGGCUGUAGUGCCUGAUCGGAGACUGGCGAUAUCUCAUAAGCUGACUAUGUUAAAGACCAACAGGCAAAUUGUUCUGGAGGCUCUACAACAGCUGGUGAAGUUGAGCCACUCUGAAAGCACGUCUGAUAAAACUGGUAUGCACGGUGAAAGAGGAGACAGAAAGGAGGAGAGUGACAAAGUUAUCGAGGAUGGACACGCUAUAGCCAAAAUUGAUGGAGAUGGCUCCCUUUCCAUACCCACUAUCAGUGUCGAACAGUGCGAUGCUGUAAAUAACGGCGGUGAAAACUCGACCGCGACUACGAGCACAGUAAAAAAUGAGACAAGCGGCAUGGAGAAGGUCGUAAUGUGCGCUUUAGAUUACGCGACGCCUUUGAGAAUUCAGACGUCUCCGGCCCACAGCUCGUCCAGUACAGAUACGUCGUCGGAAAUCGGUUCGGCGUUCAACUCUCCCACUCAAGCUUGGGGCUGGAACUCUGGCCAGAGUAGUCCGACAUCGACGAAAGACUUCAAAAAAUUUGUUGUCAUUCGCGUGGCGGGAGAUGAGAAACACGAGACAGGCUUGAGUCGCUCCUUGGGUAAUAUAAACAUCAACGGCAAGAGGCUAGUGUCCGACAGUGGUCAUCUGCACAAAAAAGUCUGUCUGUCCGGAGAGGUGCGAAUACCGCACGCUCGGGUUAAAACGAGUAACGGAGACACGGUGACGGAGGAAAAGAAGGUUGAGAAAAUGGACUCAAAAUUGUGCUCGAAAUAUCCGGAACUGUUCGAGCCGCACACCUUUGCCCCGAAGGACCUUCUCGCGUUGCUGAAGAACCUCGAGCACGAGAUAAGCAUAUGCGAGAACAGUUUGAAAGACGAAAACGAUAAGAGAAACAAAUACAAAAUCGACGACUGCCGGCGGACCCACAACUAUGACGAGUUCAUUUGCACUUUCCUCUCUAUGCUGGCGCAACAAGGAAAACUCGCGGAAUUGGUCCAGCAGCAUCUGUCUUUGAAAAAACAUACUUCUGUACCCGUCAGCCGCGUUCAUAGAUCGGCAAAGAAAACAGACUCGAGACCGAAUUCUUCGCGACGACGUCGAGGCAGAACCAAAUGCAAGAAACGUAAAUAAGUUUAUUGUUAUAAUUUCUAGGCCUGCGAAUGAAAUAAUUAUCACAAUAUUAAUCACAUUUACCGCGUGAUAGAAAUAGUGAAUUGUAUAUGCAUAGAUACAAUUUUUCAUAUUAAAUUAUUAACACUAUAUUGAAGAAACAUGUUUUACCACUUUCAUUACUAGUGCUAUCAUUAAACUAAUGAAAGCGAUCCACCAUCUUUGGAUCUACGAUCUGGUAACACUGCAUAUUACAAUAGUGAAAAUAUCCAUUUAUGGAUAAGCGCACACGUAUACGCAAACUUUUAUAGAAAUACUGAGAAAGUUUAGAAAAUAUCUACAAUUCGUUGUUUCUGCCAUGCGUAAAUUCGUACUUCUGUAAUACUCGUAUUAUAAUUAACGCAUCUGAUUCAGUAUAAAAAUACGUUUGCAAGUUUGCUUGUAAUAAUUGCAUAUGCAGUGUGUGUAAUAUAAUAAUGAAUAAUAUAAAUUGAAUC
This is a messenger RNA of Diprion similis, 2461 nucleotides long. RefSeq names its product ubiquitin carboxyl-terminal hydrolase calypso (gene calypso). The transcript is spliced from 8 exons. NCBI's taxonomy places the organism in Eukaryota, Metazoa, Arthropoda, Insecta, Hymenoptera, Diprionidae. Gene Ontology annotation, cellular component: cytoplasm. Bases 168 to 1985 code for a protein of 605 amino acids. The record is from RefSeq and is a predicted model, not a curated record. Gene Ontology annotation, molecular function: cysteine-type deubiquitinase activity. Gene Ontology annotation, biological process: protein deubiquitination; ubiquitin-dependent protein catabolic process.